Molecule: messenger RNA, 3653 nt
Organism: Scomber scombrus (Atlantic mackerel)
Lineage: Eukaryota; Metazoa; Chordata; Actinopteri; Scombriformes; Scombridae
Product: multiple PDZ domain protein-like
Exons: 16
Coding region: 2-1639 (545 amino acids)
Molecular function (GO): protein binding
Source: RefSeq, a predicted model, not a curated record
GAUGACUGAUGAAUCUCAGCAGAACAACAGAAGCAGCACAUUGAAGAGUCUGAGAGAAGGAGACAGCAGCAUGAAGAGGCUUGCAGCUGCAGAGUCUCCAGUAAAGGAGCUUCAGGCUGUCUGCGUGCCGUUGGAUCAGCAGUCCUGCAGGUCUUACAGCAGUCAACACACCGCAGCGUCUCCUCCUCUGAUCAGCCCCGACCUGCCGCCCGCCAACAGAGACCCGUCGUGCUGCGCCGUCGUUCCCGGUCAGGAGACGCUGCUGGAGAUCAGUAAAGGCCGAUCAGGACUUGGACUCAGUAUAGUGGGAGGACGAGACACACAGCUGGACGCCAUAGUGAUCCAUGAGGUUUAUGAAGAAGGAGCUGCAGCCAGAGACGGACGCCUGUGGGCAGGAGAUCAGAUACUGGAGGUGAACGGCGUGGACCUCCGCGGUGCUUCCCAUGAAGAAGCCAUCGCCGCGCUGCGACAUACGCCAGCGAAGGUCCGUCUGACGGUUCUGAGAGACGAAGCUCAGUACAGAGACGAGGAGAACCUGGACCUGUUUAAGGUGGAACUGCAGAAGAAGAGCGGCAGAGGCCUCGGACUCAGCAUCGUCGGGAAGAGGAGUGGCAGUGGUGUGUUUAUCUCUGAGGUUGUCAGAGGAGGAGCCGCUGAGCUGGACGGUCGUCUGAUGCAGGGAGAUCAGAUUCUGUCCGUUAACGGAGACGACACGAAACACGCAUCACAGGAAGCGGUCGCUGCCAUACUGAAGUGUGUUCGCGGUCCGGUCCAGUUGGAGUUCGGCCGACUCAAAGCUGCUUCCUGGAUCUCAUGCAGGCGUAACUCCCAGGGAAGCCAGAUGAGUCACAUCAGUGGGAACAGCUCAGGCGUCGUGGCUCCGCUCCUCACACAGACCCCCCCACCUCUACCUCCACGGCGCCCCCCCCCUCCGCCCCUCAACAACAACACCACGAAGCCCUCCAGUGACAUCACUUCCUGCCCUGCUGACAGCGCAGGAACAGACGCUGACAUCCGUACAGUGGAGAUCACCAGGGGUGUGAGCGACUCUCUGGGAGUGAGUAUAGCGGGGGGGAAAGGAAGCCCGCUGGGAGACAUUCCCAUCUUCAUCGCCAUGAUCCAGGCCAACGGUGUCGCCGCCAAGACGCACCGACUCAAGGUGGGAGACAGGAUCGUCAGUAUCAACAGUCAGUCAGUAGACGGUCUGUCACACAGCGAGGUCGUCAACAUGCUGAAGAACAGCUACGGAAAUAUCAGCCUGCAGGUGGUUGCGGACACCAACAUCAGCGCCAUUGCCAGUCAGGUGGAGAGUUUGUCCAGCAGCUCCAGUCUGACAGCCAACACUGACACACACACAGCUGAGCCAGAGGGUCCGCGACCUCGCAGCAUCAGUCUGGAAAAAGGUUCGGAGGGACUCGGCUUCAGCAUCGUCGGAGGUUUCGGCAGCCCACACGGAGACCUGCCGAUCUACGUUAAGACCGUCUUCAGCAAGGGUGCGGCAGCGGUGGACGGGCGUUUGAAGCGAGGAGAUCAGAUCCUGACGGUGAACGGCGAGACUCUGCAGGGAGCGACACACGAGCAGGCCGUUGCCAUCCUGAAGAAACAGAGAGGGACUGUCACACUGGACGUCCUGUCCUAACACACACACACACACACACACACACACCUGCAUGCACUAACACACACAUACAAAUCUCCAGAUAAAUCACACACACACACUUUGACUCUUUGAUGGAUCAUGAACUCUGAUCUUCCCAACAUGCAAAAAAAAAAAAAGAAAAAAAAAGAAACAGCAUCAAAGACAAACACACUUCCUGUUCGGACAGACAGGUUUAUAAAACCUCUGAUGUCAGACAGCAGAGACCAGACGAGUGUCUCCACCUGAAGACCUGUCAGAGAUUUGCAACUUUAAAGGACGAGUUCACUGUUUUUCAAGUGUGUCUUAAACCAGCAGUCAGUUUCCUAAAGUAACAGUAAGUGUGUAUAUGUGUGUGUAAUGAUUCCUCCUGUUCAUACUGACCAUUAGAAGAUCCCUUCAUAAUGCUCUUACAGUGGAUUUAUUUAUAAAGUCAUUCUUGGUGUGCUUCCAUCAUACCUUCACAUCUACAACCUUUAUAUUAGUAUGUGGAGUUAUAAUCUUCACUCCCAGGACCGAUCUGUCCCUAAAGUCUGGAUUUAACUGGUUAAAAAGGAAGUUUAAGUGAGCUGCUCCGUCUGCUUGGUAUCUGCUGCACAAUGACCUGAAUCUUCACUGGAGACAUUUAAAGUCACACUAAAUGAAACACUAAUUUACUCUGAGACAGACACAUCUGGCUCUAGAUGUCUUUAACUGAUCCCUGAUGUUAAUGACUUGCAACAUCACUUCCAUUGAAAGCACAUUAGAAGGAGAUCUUUUAAUAGUCAGUAUGAACAGGAGGAAUGUUUACAGAGAGGAAAACAUCUUUACUGUUCAUAUGGAAGCCUGGCUGCUGCUUUAAGACUCACUUGGAAAAAAUUGUGAAACACUAAAAUUGUGGACAUGUCAGAAUAUCGUCUUAAACAAAUGAAGAGACACUACGGACUUAUGAUGGAGAGAAACAUCCUGUUGAUGUAUUUCGGAGGAAGAAAAAGGGAAGUGUUGCUGAAUAGAUGUCACUUUGCAGCUGCACAUGUUAGUUUAGCAUCUUCUGUGUGGUAAAAAGGCCGGUUAGCUUUUAUUUAGCAGAAACUGCUCCGACAUCCAUGAUGUCUUGCUGCUGCCAUAUAAAUACACCACCGGACUGUCCACAUACUUCUGGCCAUAUAGUGUAAUAUGCUUUUUUUGUUAUAAUAGGGAUACUUCACUCUGACUGUUGUGAUUUGUUUGAUAAUGAAGAAUUUACACAAUCUGUUAGGGUUAAUUGUUUUCAGUUUUUCAUAUAAAAAAAUCCAGUAAUUUGGUUUAAUUUAUUUUUAAUAUUCAGAAAUGUAAAAAAAAAAAAAAAAAAAAAGGAUCUGAUUUAAGUGUAUGGGAUUAAAUUUAUGUUUAAAUAAUAAUUGAACAAGAAUGAAACAAAAAUAUAAAUAAAUUAUAAGUGAAUAAAAAGAAGAAAAAUUACAAUAAAUCUAUAAAAGAGUUAUAUUCUUCAAAUUCACAUCAGCAGCGAUCAUACCUAUAUGAUUAUUUAAUUACUAAUAAUAACAUCAGAUCAAUUAAGAGGAUGAUAACUGUCCCUUAAGAACAUAACGAGUUAGUGGGGAGAAUUAAUCUAAGUCGUACCACUGUUGUAUAGUUUUAUUUAUAUUUUUGUUUAAUUUUCAGAAGAUUUCGUUCACUUAUUACGACACAAUUAAUCCCAAGUGUGUGAAACUCAGAUUAUUAGCCGUGCAGAAGUUAAAGAUAAUUUAAAGGUGCUUAAUUUUCUGUUUUUUUCCACUUUAUUUCAUGUUAGUGGGGUAAAAGAAACCACUUUCACCCCCACGAUGAUGUUGAAAGCAGGUGUGAAUGUCCUGCUCACACACACACAGGUGUUUUCACAACAAUAAUAUGUACGUUAAUCAGCAUUUACAGGUAAAACAGGUGUCAAUCAAGCACAAUCAGCAAACAGACCUGGAAAAGAAAAAGUCUGAUCGAGCUGAAUAAGUGAAAACACCUGCUGGAGUGUUAAAUUGAAGAUUAAACUGAUUAAAAAGCU